UGAUUGGUCAGGUGCUGGGGGGGGGUUGACCAGUUCUGACCUUUGCAGAGAAGAGGGAGGCAAGAGAAGAAGAGUACCUGCUAUUUUGGGGGCAACAGACACCACCUUGUCAAUUCCAUCUAUAUGCACAUGAGCGCUAACACCAUGAUAUUCAUGGUACUGGGGGCGUCUGUUGUUAUGGCAAUAGCUUGCUUGAUGGACAUGAACGCUCUUUUGGACCGAUUUCACAAUUAUAUCUUACCGCAUUUAAGAGGGGAAGAUCGGGUUUGUCACUGCAACUGUGGCAGGUACCAUGUUCACUAUGUCAUCCCGUACGAUGGAGACCAGUCAGUGGUGGACUCAGCACAGAAUUACUUUGUCACUGACAAUGUAACUAAGCAGGAGAUUGACCUGAUGCUGGGACUAUUGUUGGGAUUUUGUAUAAGCUGGUUCUUGGUCUGGAUGGACGGGGUUCUGCAUUAUGCUGUCAGAGCAUGGCGGACCAGUAGGAGAUAUGACAAUUCGUGGUCAUGGAUUCCUAAGAUUUGUAACUUAAGGGAUUUUGGAAAACGUCACCCGCGGCAGUACGACGAUACCAGUGGAAACAUGGUUCACAUCAAGCAGAAGCUCUACCACAAUGGCCAUCCGAGUCCUAGACAUCUCUAAGGGGGCCACCCACAGACAGUAUUCUCUACCUUUAGGGGAUAUAUAGAACUCUUCUUUCCUAUUGAGGAAAAAGAAAAACACAGUGAAUUCAUUUUCCGAAACGGGAAGACAGUAGGAAAAAAGUUUUAUUUCCUUCAGGCCUUUUUUUGCUCCUGCCCUUAUCUGGUAGAGGAAGGACUUCACAUAGAAAGGGCAAAGGAAAUCUUGGACCUUGGUAGAUGUCUCUUGGCAUCUGAUUAAAGUGCUGAACUCCUGUAAAUAUGUAAAAAAACAAAAACAACAAAAAUUAUAAAAAAAAGACGUGUCUCUGAAAAUUUCAAAAAGUGUAAGGUGUGGAAACCUCAAGACUUACGCUACCUUUUAUGUGUGUCUGUAGUGUUGGAGGAGUGGAGGAUUUGAGUGUCAACUCUUGCUAAGUGUCAUGUAUUGUAAGAUUUGGUAUGGGCACUCGUAGAAAAAAAAACCCAUAAC
Molecule: messenger RNA, 1116 nt
Organism: Nanorana parkeri
Lineage: Eukaryota; Metazoa; Chordata; Amphibia; Anura; Dicroglossidae
Gene: TMEM240
Product: transmembrane protein 240
Exons: 7
Coding region: 124-645 (173 amino acids)
Source: RefSeq, a predicted model, not a curated record